This is a messenger RNA of Centruroides sculpturatus (bark scorpion), 1569 nucleotides long. RefSeq lists its product as uncharacterized. Bases 336 to 818 code for a protein of 160 amino acids. The transcript is spliced from 4 exons. The record is from RefSeq and is a predicted model, not a curated record. Lineage: Eukaryota; Metazoa; Arthropoda; Arachnida; Scorpiones; Buthidae.
AUUACAACAUGAUUUUCUAUCCACUUACAAUCUUUUCAAGAUGAAGAAAAAUUGAAAAAAAUACAAAAAAAAAAAAUUUGAGAAUUUUCUAUUUAAUGGGGGGAAUGAAGUAUCAUCUAUAUGAUCAUAUCUUUUAAUUUUAUAUAGAGGUGUGUCUGUUGGAUAUCCAACCCGUGAAGUAAAUUACCUUAUUUGUGAUCGCAAGACCAUAUUCGUCGAUCGGGUGUGGCAAAACAGCGGCGCUUCGUUCGCCUUCGUGUGCUACAAUCAGAAGGACAGUAGCGAUCAUACGGCGAGGUAGGUUGCAGUCCAAGCUGCUCUUACAACUACACGUGAUGUGUGGAUUGUUCACUAUGAUCAAGUGGAUUUUCUUCUUCAGCAUCGUAACCGGAAUUUCGUGUCUUCGUUUAAUUUCUUUAGACGUUCCUGGUUCUGUUGCGGUAGGAGAAAAAGUUAGAUUAACGUGUGUUUUUGAAUUAGAAGGCGAUCUUUUGUAUUCUGUAAAGUGGUAUAGAGAUGCUAUGGAAUUUUAUCGUUACGUUCCAAGUGAUAAACCGCCCGGUCAGUUCUUCCCUCUUCAAGGAAUCGAUGUCGAUAUUGAACAUUCUAACAACGGUACAGUGUAUCUUCGUGACGUUUCAUCCUCAACAGCAGGAGAAUACAGAUGCGAAGUUUCUGCAGAUGCUCCCUCCUUCCAAACAGUGGCUGCUGACAAAACGAUGACCGUUUAUGUAAAUGGUGCACCAAACAAAUCAAUCCAGCUCUCAAGUUUCCUUGCAACGUCCUUGAUUCUUCUCGUCAUUGUUUUGUGUUGCUGACAAAUGUUGUAAAUUUACAUCCAGGACGACCGAGAAGAUUUUUGGUGUCCGCGUAUUCUUGUACGUGCUCCGAAAUAAAAAACAAACAAAUAAAAGUGAGAAACGAGAUGAUUUAAAGAAGCUUGAGUAGGGGGCAAUAUGCAAAUCUCAGAGACAGCUGUGCCUUGUACGAGUCCGAAUCAGUUUCUCGCAACAAAAAAUAAAAUUUAAAAGGAGAGAAUCAUGAUGAGACUUAUACAUUCCGUCGAAAAAAAAGAAGAAAAGCAAGAAAAGAAAAGUUGACGUUAAUAUGCGCCAUCUUGAAAAUUAACGACGGGACUCGAUAGAAGAGACCAAAUGUCUUUCUAAAUGUGUGAUUCGAAUUGGUCAAUUAUAGAGAUACUGAAACAAAAUCAUGACAUAUAAAGCUUAGAAUACAAAUAACUAAAUUCAAUAUAGAAAGUCUACCUCAUCAACUAUAAAUGCUCUUAUAUAGUGGAAGAAAAUUCAAUCUAUCAAUAGAUAAAGGAAGAAAAGAAUAAAAGAGGAGAGCUUUCUUUAAACUUUGCCAACUUCAACUUCAAUUAGAUUUAUUUAUAAAGCCAUUCAGUUUAAAGGCGCCUGUUGUUCCUGCUCUGUAGUGUUGUGGUGCCACAUAUUGUAAAACUAAAGGUCUUCACAUAAUAAUUUUUUAUAAACAUAUCUACUUUCAAAGUGUUAUUUAUAUUUUAUAUUGUAAAUAAAUAAAUAAAUAUAUAUAUAUAUAUAUAUA